Molecule: messenger RNA, 1904 nt
Organism: Sardina pilchardus (European sardine)
Lineage: Eukaryota; Metazoa; Chordata; Actinopteri; Clupeiformes; Clupeidae
Exons: 4
Coding region: 744-1475 (243 amino acids)
Source: RefSeq, a predicted model, not a curated record
AAAAAUAAAGAAUAUAUCUUUCUUUUCUGGUGUCUCACCAACCUUGGCUGAUUUUCAAAUGAGAAUAUUAUUUUCCUUUGCUUGUGCUCCUGGUGAUAGAAGGGUCAAAUUACAAAGUAAGUUGUUUCACCUGUCUUUUCCCUUAAGUCUUUGUUUUAGAGCACAAUACGUUACAAAAUAAUUGUAUACAACAACUUGGUAUAGUGAGAACAACUACCACUCAGCUAUAUCGAGUGGUAGGCUGCACUGUAUGUGGGUCAGUGCACAGGGAUAUUUUUUUCUAGCACUCUCCUGGAGUGGUGAGCAGUUACUUUCGAUGUUCUCCAUCUACCAAGCCAAGCAUACCUAAAGGCGUACACUUAGCCUCAUGUUAGUCCAUAGACGGAAGAGAAUUGCAUGCUUGCUUCAACAAGGCUCUACAAGCUCGAGUGUGACACUAGCCUUUCUGUCUCUGUCUCCUGCAACAUCGACAGGAUCACUACCAACUCUAAUGGCUGAUGCUUAGUGUUUGGAAUAAUUCAGGGAACGGAUUUAUUUUUUACCAAGUAAAUACUGAGCUGUUCCCGAGGUUAUUAACAAUCAUAUCCAAGGACAGAAGAAUCCAUAACCUUUUGUUAAUGGAACCUAAGACUUGUGAUAAAUUCCAUAUGCUUUACUGGGAGAAUAGCAGGCCGUUUCAACUAAUGAAGAUGUGACACCUGUAACAACAUAGUACGGCAGGGCUUUGUUUGGAAAGAGUGACCAUGGUGACGGAAGACAAAUCAAGGGAAGGCAACAUGACUAAAAGCACAAAGACAUCAAAAGUGACAAAACUUUCUGGUGCCAUGACUGGGGGUCAACGAGAGUUGACCCAGAGGACUGCAAGGCUUUAUGACGACAGGGAGAAGGUGAUCUAUGAGGAAAGCCUGGGAGAAUCCUCCUGCACUGGAACAGAAGACUGUGGAGAUGAUAAGGAGAACAGGCGGCAAAAGGCCAUAACGCCGACAGAGAUAGCAUCCAAUGGCACGAUUCCGUCAGACAUGAGAGAGAAGUCCGUCCACGAAGAGGCCAGUCCAGUGGUCACAUGUGACCUACGACUAAGAGGGUCAAGUGGGCAGAUCUGGAGCGGUACGGAGGAUGACAUCACAGAGGAGCCAGACUUGACCUCCGUGGAGAGGUCUUCCUCACUGUCCUUCCUGGACUGGCAAAACAGGGAUGACUCGGACGUGCAGACCACGCUGGCCAUCGAGGUGGACAUCAACAAGACGGAGGUGGUCCUGAUCGACGAGGACGACGACAUGUCUCUGAGGGAGAGGACCGUGACGGACGUCUCGAUGAUGGACGGGAAUGCCGCGGAGCUCGUGUGCGGCAGACUCCUGUCCAUUUCCACAGACUCGUCUUCCGAGUGCAAAGAGGAAAGCCUUGCUGCCGAAACUCCACUGCCGGCCAGUGAUGUAAUCAAAAAGCGCCAUUGUUGUUUUUGCACGAUCCUAUGAAUGCUUUGUAUUCCUGCACAUGGAAGAGCGCACUGAUGCACAUACAUCCUGCAAUUUCACCGGUGAUUUUUUUUUUAAUUGUGAGGUGGGACUCACUUUUAGGUUGGCUGUGUUUAAUUUACUGUAUAUAUUGUGCAAGCUUACUGCUAGUAAAUUCAGGACUGGAAAAAAAAAAAAAAAAAACACUAAAGAAAACAAAACAAAAACCAAGUGUUGGAGUGGAUUCAGCCUUUUAAAGACUACAAUUUAAUCAGUUGUCUUGGAUAUGAGUCCUACAUUAUCACUGAUGUUUUUGCAAAGAGUUUUCUGAAAUUUGUAAACCUCUGUGAGUUUUGUAUUGUAUCAUGUCAAUUCAGUCAAUGUAGCACCUUGUUUUUAGACUACACACAAUAUGCCUAUUACGCCACAGUAUUUGUCUUUUUAAUGAAA